GGAGCGGCAGUCGUAGCCGAGUGCGCAGAACACGCGUGAGGUUGAUGGCCUUAUCUAUCUGAUCAACGUUUUGGCCACUGCGCAGUUUCCAGGCAACAGCGUUUGCGUCAGCUUGUUUGGGUCGCGCGUCUACGGAAUGUAUUCGGAUAGCGGCGACCUGGUCAUUUCGAUAAUCGCCGAGUUGGAUACUACAGACCACGAGGCGUCUUUCAACUGCUUUUUUUGCAUCUUUGGCAAAUAUGGUCGAGAGACACGCCAACUUUUUAUCUGCACCCGCGUCCCUAUAAUCAAGUUCACAUACACGAUCCCUGGCGGCAUCAAACUCAAAGGUGAUAUUUCACUUAACAACAAUAUUGGAGUGGCCAAGACUGAUAUGAUCGCGCAGUACAUCAGGAUGGAUCCGCGCGUCCGCCGGGUGCUCUUGGUUCUCAAGAAGUGGGGCGCGAGGCGAGAAAUCCCCAAUUACAGCGUCAUGAACUCGUACGGCCUGAUGAUGGUGGGCAUUACGUUCCUUAUAAAUCAGGGGGUUGUGCCACCGCUGCAGAUGCUGUCGACCACUGAGGUGACUGAUGAGACCUGGCGGAACCUUGGCGCAAUACACUCGAGUAGCUCCUUGGUCAACUCUCUCUACCAGUGUGGCAGCCCGGGUGUAGCUGAAAACUUAAAUUUUCAGACUGCCAAUGGUGUCAGAUGCCUGGAAACCGACACUAUUCUGCCUGACUGCCCUAUUGACGGCAUGCGCACGUACUUUUACUCAGACAUUAAAGCGGCGCAAUCGUGGCAGAGCAAGAAUACGGACUCGGUGCCGCUGCUGAUAUACAAGAUGUUCCAAUACUACGGCUGCAAAUUCAACCCGAUGGCCAACGUCAUAUCGCCACGCCUGGGCUCAGCUGAGAUCCCAAGGGCGUAUUUGCCUCAACUCAAAGCUCCCAGCCCUAAUAUAUAUUUAUCCCAGCGGCAAAAAUGGCGCAAGGACCUGCGUCUCCUAGUCAUCGAGGACCCGUUUGAGUUGACUUUGAACUGCGGCCGCAAUGCAGGCCCCGAAUGGGUCGAGUGUUUUCUCUGGGAGAUGUGGUGGGCAGCAUGGAUAAUGCUGCCUAAGAAGAAAGGUAACACGCACAGCAGCAUUACACAUAUGAUGCUGCCUCCACCUUUAAUGGUAUGCUCAACAGCUGAGGUGUGGGUACCUGUGCUCUGUAUACUGAAGAAUCAGGUUUGUGCUGGGCUUGAUAAUGAAAAUUUGUAUUUAUUGGAUAAUCCUGAGCCAGAAACGCUUAUUAACAUGGAAGUCACGGAUAUUAAAAAGGUAGCGACUGGCCGAUCGCUAAUUACUGCCUAGUUUUGCUGAACAAAAUUUCAAAUAUACUAGAAUAAUUAAUUGAUCGUUUAAUUUGCUGUGUGUGCUGUAUCCUUGGUUGUCAAUUGUGAAUUGUCUGAUAUUUAGAUCAUUCGUUGAGCAAACAAGUCAUAUGCGACGUAAUUCCGUAACUGUUAUCGGAAUCAGAAUCGUGUAAUGCAAUGUCAAAUGAGCAUAUUGGUCCACAACACAUCACCUAAAGCAAAAGUUAAAACCUUGAACAGGCUCAAUCCUUGAUUGAUCCUUUCCCAAACCGAUUAGCUCACUAUCUUAUUUCAGAUUACUGCACAAUGCAAAAAAGUCAAUUCCUGAAACGGGGGGGUUUUAAAUGAAGCCUUUUGCUCU
This is a messenger RNA of Kickxella alabastrina, 1702 nucleotides long. RefSeq lists its product as uncharacterized. The record is from RefSeq and is a predicted model, not a curated record. Gene Ontology annotation, biological process: RNA 3'-end processing. Lineage: Eukaryota; Fungi; Kickxellomycota; Kickxellomycetes; Kickxellales; Kickxellaceae. The transcript has a single exon. Gene Ontology annotation, molecular function: nucleotidyltransferase activity. The coding region runs from base 137 to 1339 and encodes 400 amino acids.